UCCACGCUGCGUAAAAACCGCACGGAUAUCAGGAGUUUAGCGGCUGCGUAAAAUGUUCAUGUAACGGACAGAUUUGAGCCCAAACACGCACUUUUACGCAGACAUGGACCACUUGUUGGCAUACUUAGUUCCGUGCGUCCUGCUUUUCUUCAGCGGAACUCGGGGUUCGGAUGCGUCUGGGCAGGAGUUUCUGGAGAAUAUUUUACGCUUUUUCGGUGAAAAUCAAACCAUCUCGACGCAGAAUCUGGAAGAACUGCUGCUGUUGAUUUCAGAGAGAAGAUCCGAGACCGUGACGGAAGGAAACCCACUGGAAAACCAGAAGUGUCCCUCGGCAGAGCAGAUCCUGUCCAUCUUCGACCUCAGUAACGUCAGCGGUCUGACGGUGGGACAUCUGGGGAGGAUCUGUCCGGCCGUGUUGACCCAGGUGCUGCUGCCCUCCUGCCCCUUCACUGCCCCCAAAGCCCUGACGCCUGUCGACUACACUGUGUGGGGUUAUGGGUUCCUGGCGGUCACCGUCAUCAACCUGGCGUCUCUGCUCGGCCUCCUGCUGCUGCCCUUCACUAAGAAGCCCUACUUCCCUAAAGUGUUGACCUACUUCAUCGGCCUGGCCAUUGGGACGCUGUUCUCCAACGCCGUCCUCCAGCUCAUCCCAGAGGCCCUGGGCUUCGAUCCUAAAGCAGAUAACUAUGUGGCUAAAGCGGUGGGAAUAUUCGGAGGCUUUUACGCCCUUUUCUUCGUGGAGAAGAUCCUGAAAAUGGCUUUACGUGUAGAACAUGAGCACGGCCACAGUCACUUCACUCCAUCCGAACAUCAUCAGGAAAACUCUCUACACAACGGAAACAUCGCAGAGAAGAAGGACUCCAUCAUUCUGACCGGAAUCAACGCCAUCGCAACAGACAAGAGCAGCCCGAGUCCAGAGUUUAUGCACGCAAACACCACACCAGUGCAGGACGUCCAGGUGUCGGACGUCAGGUGUCACUGGCUGCGAGGGAAACGCGUCGCCAGCAUCAAGACGGUGGCGUGGAUGAUCACCCUGAGCGACGGGCUGCACAACUUCAUCGAUGGCCUGGCCAUCGGGGCGUCGUUCACCGUGUCGGUGCUGACCGGCUUCAGCACGUCCACCGCCAUCGUGUGUGAGGAGUUUCCACAUGAGCUCGGUGACUUCGUCAUCCUCCUCAACUCCGGUAUGAGCGUCCCUCAGGCCAUCUUCUUCAACCUUCUCUCUUCUUCUCUGUGUUACAUCGGCCUUAUCUUCGGCAUUCUGCUCGGGAGCAGCUUCGCCCCCAACGCCAUCUUUGCCAUCGCAGGUGGGAUGUUCCUGUACAUCGCACUGGCAGAUAUGUUUCCAGAAAUGGACAGAAUAGCACAGGAACAGGAACACACCUCCUCCAAGAUCAUCUUCUUCCUGAUCCAGAACGCUGGCCUCCUCACCGGCUUCACCAUCAUCCUACUCAUCACCAUGUUCGCAGGAAACAUCAACCUGGGCUAGAGGGAAGGAUGCGGAAACAGAGGACGAAAAAAUCCAAAUAAAAAACAGAUGAACUGCUUCUGCUUCUGGAAGGGAAAGUAAAGUGAAUGUUCUGUACAAAGAAACCAAAUGUUUAAGCCUUUGUGUGUGUCGACCAUCAUGUAGUGGACUGUUUACUCUGUAAAAGGGAAAUCUUCACAAUCAUUUGAUGUAUGAAAUCUAGUCAAAUUUAUUUUAAGGAGACAAUAAAUUAUUUUUUCAGUCUUCA
Messenger RNA from Sphaeramia orbicularis (orbiculate cardinalfish), 1736 nucleotides. RefSeq names its product solute carrier family 39 member 8 (gene slc39a8). The transcript is spliced from 8 exons. Gene Ontology annotation, cellular component: plasma membrane. NCBI's taxonomy places the organism in Eukaryota, Metazoa, Chordata, Actinopteri, Kurtiformes, Apogonidae. Bases 104 to 1489 code for a protein of 461 amino acids. Gene Ontology annotation, molecular function: monoatomic cation:bicarbonate symporter activity; zinc ion transmembrane transporter activity. The record is from RefSeq and is a predicted model, not a curated record. Gene Ontology annotation, biological process: zinc ion import across plasma membrane; intracellular monoatomic cation homeostasis.